UGAGGACGUUGGUAUUGAUUAUCUUAUAGCUNNNNGUAAAAGCCUAGACCAAAUUAAGAAAAACCUAGACCAAAUUAGUGAAAGUUUAGACCAAAUUAGUAAAAGCCUAGACCAAAUUAGUAAAAGCCUAGACCAAAUUAGUGAAAGCCUAGACCAAAUUAGUAAAAGCCUAGACCAAAUUAGUGAAAGCCUAGACCAAAUUAGUAAAAGCCUAGACCAAAUUAGUAAAAGCCUAGACCAAAUUAGUAAAAGCCUAGACCAAAUUAGUAAAAGCCUAGACCAAAUUUGUAAAAGCCUAGACCAAAUUAGUAAAAGCCUAGACCAAAUUAGUAAAAACCUAGACCAAGUUAGUAAAAACCUAGACCAAAUUAGUAAAAGCCUAGACCAAUUUAGUAAAAGCCUAGACCAAUUUAGUGAAAGCCUAGACCAACUUAAUGAUGGCAAGAUCAAUGUU
Perkinsus marinus ATCC 50983 is the source of this 454-nucleotide messenger RNA. RefSeq names its product Tropomyosin, putative. NCBI's taxonomy places the organism in Eukaryota, Perkinsozoa, Perkinsida, Perkinsidae. The record is from RefSeq and is a predicted model, not a curated record. The annotation marks the transcript as partial. The transcript is spliced from 2 exons.